CCCUCUUUCACCUCGGCGAUCUGUGACUGCUUCAGGAUUAUAAUAAUGUCCGCACGCGAUAGUAUGGGGUACUCAAAUUUCGACAUUUCCCUUGCGAUUUUGCUUGUGGUUGCCCGAUUGGAUGCCGAGAAAGUGAGAGAAACGCCGAGAAAAUACGGAAGCUAAAGCAGAAUGCGAUUUUUCCCGCCUAAGGAUUUGCAUUCCGGUUCGGGUUCUGGAUAUAUCCAAUAUUUUGUUUUUGGAUUAGUUAUCAGUAGUCCUUAAACUUUUAAUAAAAUUUGUUGGGAUCCUUUAACUUUUUUCUUGUUCAAUAUGAACCUUAAGUGGUUAUCCGCAACUCAUUUGAUUUGGGACUGUUGAAUAAGUCUUUAGAUUUUUU
Molecule: messenger RNA, 379 nt
Organism: Rubroshorea leprosula
Lineage: Eukaryota; Viridiplantae; Streptophyta; Magnoliopsida; Malvales; Dipterocarpaceae
Source: the annotation of a GenBank genome assembly